Molecule: messenger RNA, 7058 nt
Organism: Etheostoma cragini (Arkansas darter)
Lineage: Eukaryota; Metazoa; Chordata; Actinopteri; Perciformes; Percidae
Gene: gpr185b
Product: G protein-coupled receptor 185 b
Exons: 2
Coding region: 284-1411 (375 amino acids)
Biological process (GO): G protein-coupled receptor signaling pathway
Cellular component (GO): membrane
Molecular function (GO): G protein-coupled receptor activity
Source: RefSeq, a predicted model, not a curated record
GAAUGGAGCUCUAGAUCCUUUUGGCGCGAGCGCGCGCCUGGCAGCUUGGCUGGCUGAGCUAAAAUUAGCCUCGUGCCGGAUUUUUCUGUCUGCGUGCGGCAAGCGGCGGCAGCAGCAGCAUAUGUGGAUCCGAAUCCGUAUUAACGAGGGUCUACACUCACGCACGGAUGUCUAGGCACGCGCUCAUACAUGCUAACGGUGAAUAGGACACCAGCUUCCACCGUGCCGUGCCCCAGGACGUCAUGCACCACUUUUGGAGAUGCUCUAAAAAUAGAAUUUGUUGAUGAUGGUUUUGACUGUGAUGAAAUUGAACAUCUUCUGCAUCCGGCAUCUUUUAGCUAUGAUUCUCUCCCUGGCCGCAGUAGCAGCCAUGAGCAGCGGCAGCGGCAGCAGCCUCAACUCCUCCUCCCCCCUCGACCCCUUCGACUCCUCCACCUCGUGGAGUCUUGCCGAGGACCCCUCCAACUCCUCCUCUGAACCCGUUGUGCGAACUCUGACCCCUGACCUCCAGCCAGCCACCACCGCUGUUGCCAUCCAGGAAGUCAACCCCUGGGAUAUCGCGCUUUGCGUGACAGGGACUCUCAUCUCCUGCGAGAACGCUCUGGUGAUCGCUGUGCUGUUCUACACGCCGACGCUCCGCGCUCCCAUGUUCAUCUUGAUUGGAUCACUGGCGGUGGCAGAUCUUCUGGCCGGCCUGGGCCUCAUCUUGAACUUUGUCUUCACCUAUUUGGUCGACAGCUCGGUGGAGUUUGUGACGCUGCUGUCGGUCGGACUGCUCAUCUCGGCGUUCUCUGCAUCUAUCCUCAACAUUCUAGCCAUCACGGUGGACCGCUACCUGUCGCUGUACAACGCCCUGACCUACCACACUGAACGGACAGUUACCUACACCUACUUGAUGGUGGCCCUCAUCUGGGUGCUGUGCCUCACGCUCGGCUUGCUGCCGGCGUUCGGUUGGAACUGUCUGCGGGACGAGUACACGUGCAGCAUCUGCUGGCCCGUCACGAAAAUCAAUGCCGUGGCGCUCGCCGUCACCUUCCUGCUCGUCUUUGCCUUGAUGAUGCAGCUCUACCUUCAAAUCUGCAAGAUCGCCUUCCGCCAUGCGCAGCAGAUCGCCGUGCAGCAUCAAUUUGUGGGCAUCUCCACCACCAAAGGUGUUUCCACACUGUCGGCCAUCCUGUGUGCCUUUGGGGCGUGCUGGCUGCCGUUUGCCAUGUACUCCAUCGUGGCCGACUCAAGCUACCCCAUAAUAUACACCUACGCCACGGUCCUCCCAGCCACCUGCUGCUCUGUGAUCAACCCCAUCAUCUAUGCGUUCCGAAACCCGGAUAUCCAGAAGUCGCUGUGGUUGGCCUGUUGCGGUUGCGUCCCGUCCAACCUCUCCCUCAGACCAAGGACCUCCAGUGAUGUGUAGCAGGAGAAGGUUGGUUUCUGUCUGGCAUGAUGCUCGACACCAAAUCAGGGUAGUAGGAAGAAGAGGACGAACUGGGAACAAGAGAUCAGGAGGUGAAAGGUAAUGGCUGAGGAAAGAGAUUUCCUCUACUCUUCAUAUCAGGGCUGGUAGGCUGAUGGCAAACGCCUGGCUGGCCACAGUAAAAGUGGUGGUGGAACAUGUAGAAGCGAGGACAGUGCAUGGUCAAAAAAAAAUAGAGCUAAUACAGAUCAUGUGGCUCGGAGAAAACCAACAGAGGAUGGAUGAAUUGUGAAACCAACUGCAAAACCCUGAUUGAGAUUUCCUCGUGGUGAUUGUAAGAGAGGCUGGGGUGCGUCUUUGGACUUUUUCCACUGAGAGGAGUAAAGCCUACUUCUCAAGAAUAGCAUAUAUGUGACGGCCGGGUUUAGGAAGAAAUGUCCUCAAAUCUCAAUAGGACUUAAACUUCAGCAACACUGCAUGGUUAUGCAAUCCGAAGGAGGGAAAACGUCUUAAAAUACCGUAUGUGUUUUAACUGAUGUGUUUGAAAUGAAGUGGCGUGUCGAUAAAAUCACAAUGAGCUAAAUAUAGACAACGAAUGACCUUGAUUAUUCUUAAUGAGCUAUCUUUAAAGGCAUCUCCUGACAGGAAAAAACAAGAAUAUUUCCUCCCUUGGAACAUAUUGUUACAACGAUGUUCCCCAUGAUCUGAUGCAGAUUCAGUAAUAAGAGAGUUCAUAGACAGAGAGUGCAACAAUAAUUCAUCUACAUGUGCUGAGAUUGAAAUUAGAUGGUGUUCAUUGACAUUGAUAGUCUACUGGGCUCAUUUUCCCAACGCCAACAGCACAAACUGCGUCUUGUCAAGCACAUUUUGCACAAGUGCAUGAAGUUGGCAAAAAUUGAGAGAAACAGCUCCUAAUCACAACCCUGAAAAUUAAAUCUAAUCCACACGGCUCCUAAUGCAUAGAUAACACUGCUAGUUUGCAAAACCUAGAGAGGGAUUUCCAAAUUGGGGCCACCGUGUCUUUCCUUGAUUUGUAGAAAUCAAAUCUGCUCCCCGUCUAAGAAAAGCGGUUUUCUCAGCCAGCUGGUGUGCCGUGACUGUGAAGCAGAGAGAGCUGAAUUCAGCACCAAGGACAGCGCCACUGCAGGGCGCAGCCUGCUACCCUGGGAAUGCUCUCUGCGGCGGGGGGAGGUGGAGGUGGGGGGGCGACUGCUGGAAAGUAGGCUACGCUGUGCUCUACACCAUCUUGAUAGGGAAUGUGAGUUGGGUUUUAAAGGGCCGUUCCAGUGGAGUUUGAUUGCUCACUUGCUACACAUUCAAUGUCAAUUGACUGUUUUUUUCAUGCAUACAUGAUGGCUUUAGGUAUUUUGAAAAUCAUGUUUGCUAGAACUGCAUAAUUUACCUGAUUCAGUGCUGAAAAGACAAACACAACAUCAUGAUAUGUCUAAUUUGGCCAGUGAAGGUAGACUAUCACUGUGACUCAGAGAGCAGCGUUUAUUUCUGACGAGCUGCACAUUUGAAAUCACUUCCAGUUUCUGCUUGUAAGCAAGACCACCAGGAAGGAUAUCCAACAGUAGCUAAUGUCAAACAAAAGUCAAUCGAGACCAAUCAAAAUGCUUUCACCAGCUAUUAUGUGGAGUGGAAUGAAAUGGUAACUCCUCAUUUUACACAUUAGCCGGUCCCAUUUUUAUAAAAAAGAUAUUUACUAAUACAACAGUUACAAUGAAGGCAAUAAAACAGUGAACAUCAUUCUACAAUGAAGUUUAAAAAAGCGAGGGUCUACAAAAAAUGCCUCCAGCCAUGCCCCAAUUAUCCUAAAUAUCCUCUUGAGGUCCUACAGCGAGACUACGACUCUGUUCUCUCUACCCUCCAUCGUUCUCUGGCCUCUCUUGUAUCUCAGCAGCACAAAUUAUGCAUGAGAAAAGCAAUGUAUGGCCCCAGGAGUGCCAGUAAAGCAAGCCUUCUGACAUGUGCAAGGUGAAAGCAGCUGCUGUUUUUCAGACGCAAAGGGGACCUCGGCGUUUAUCUGCAUCUGCAGAACGCCUUUUCAGCUCUAAAUUUAGAGACGGCAUUCUAACUCCAUUGCCCGAUUGAUUAUUCAUUAGCUAGAGGAAGAGCUGAGCACAAUCCAUAUUGAAUAGGUCAUUUUUCAUGUAGAGGGCUUUGGUUACCUAGAGUACGUUCAAGUUGAAAAACUCUAGCCUGGAUGUUAUUUCCAUUGCUAUGGAAUAAUAAACACACAUUCAAUACUUUAGUGCCAUUAUAAGGAAUAUUCAAGGAAAAUGGCAAAAAAGCCGAUAUUAACAUGUAUUCAAAAAUCUAUAAUAAUAAUACUGUAAAACAGAUGGUCUAAAUUCUUCUGGCUUGUGCUUUACGCCUUCCAUUUUCCUACUGGCGGUAGCUAGGAUAAUUGACUGACUGACACACACACACACACACACACACACACACACACACAUUCUCUCUCUCUCUCUCGAAUAAGCAGUGCAGCUCUUCCCCGGGGCCCCUCUGAAGGCUCGGCAGGUUAAUGAGAAGCGAGAGAGGCGAGAGAGGCGAGGUGACGUGGCGUGAAAUAGAAACGCCAGGCGAGACGCGCUUUAGCGUAACCUCAGGUCACGUCCACCACACACCCAAUCAGGAGGAAGUCAUUUCCCACUGAAAGGGCAUCAUGUAAGUUAAAUCCAGCUAAUGUUAAUAACAACUCCGUAAUAAUGGCGCCGGGAAUUGGCCUAAUGUACAGAGGAUGUAGUGAGGAUGAGCAGGAGAGGGGAUUUAUUGCCAACCUCUAUCUGCAUUGAAAUGAUCUACAGAGAUAGUUUUCACUUGUGUUCCUCUGCACAACCUCACAGAGAGGACCAUGACUAAGCUGUUGGCAUGCUGCUAAUAUACAUGAGUGGGAGGUGUUCUGGCUUUGGGAAAAUAGUUCAUGGAAACUGCACUCCAGUUUCAAUCUAUAAAAGUCACUCAACUCAAUACUAGAAAAAAAAAAAAUACACGUUGACAGAGAGUCUCUUCCAAAUUCAACGCUUUCUACCAAAUAAACCACAACAAUAGUCAACAGCAAAGAACACACUUUAAAAAAUGGCGCUCAGGAGAAGCAGGUAUUAUUUUUUCUAUAGUGUAAAUUAAAACUUAGUGUAGAAUUCUUUUCUAUUUUCCUCGGGCAGCAGCAAACAAUCAAUUGUUGUUUUGUUGGCAGAACAAUCGUUUCACUUACUCUGUCCAUGUUUGUACUUAAAAGGCAGAGUCUCUUGUGUUUUUCGUUUUUUUUUUGGCCUUAUUGAAACAAAAACUCCUUUGCAAUAAUGUCCAACUUUAUUUUGAUGUGUAUAAAAAGCCACAAUGGAGAAAAAAGAGAGAAAGAAAGACGGAGGUGGUGGGCUGAAUGGUUUGCAGAAUAACUCAAAGUCAAUGUCAAAGCAACAAAUAGCACAUCGUACUGUAUUUUUGGGAAUGAGGCCUGACUGGCUGGUGGGUUUUUCUCUUUUUAAAAGACAUUUCAGCAGGAGCUGAAUCAUGGAAGUAGGACAAACCUAAAUAUGAAGCCAAUGCUCCAUUUCCAUUUAUAGACGGUGUUUUGGAGCCAAAUUUCUUGCCAUACUUUUUUUCUCACUAAAAUAAGCUUUAUUUUCAUGUUCGCAGUAGCUUCAUUAGUGUUAGAUGUCUAAUUUUAUAAUACACGAGUUAAAAAACACACAUCUGAAAGUCACAGCUGUUAAACAAGUUGACCACCUCCCUCUCUCACUCUCUCUCUUUUUACUCAAUCAACGCAUUGACGGAACUGCCUAACGCUAAAAGACUUGCAUCAAUUAUUAAGUGAAAUACUUUAAACUACUCUGAGGCUGAAACAUGAGACGGAUGGAGUUUGGUACUUUUGGCAAGCUUGGUGAACUGCAGCACUGUGGGUGACGUGACUCACCACACUACUCGAUCCCAGAGAGAUAAUUAAAUCCAUUUCACGUAGGAAUCUGAUGCAGAUGGCACACAGUUCUCCUCCUGUACGCACAAUGAUAUGUGACACUUGCUUAGUCACCUGUGUUUGGAGAUGCUAGAUGGGACACAGAUUACACUUUUAGGCGAGGCCAGUGUCACAUCCGGCACAGUUUCUAUAAAACAGCCAUGUACCUGAUGGGGAAUCUGCACUAGCUUGGCUAAUGCUUAGCUAUUUGAUGCAGCUUUCAAGCGGUCCCUCUGUUUUACCUCCCGAUUAUAAUUUGAUCAAACUCAGAUUCAAUUGGGAUCGUGAAUCAGAUUUGGCUUAAACAGAAAUGGAUUUUCGUGGAUUCUUUCAGCCUCCGUUGGCGACAGAUGGCCGCGCCCUACAGCGGAUCUCAAUGACAAAUGUCAAAAGAUUUUAAUCAUGGGAAGUCCCCAGCUUUUGGCUCCAGUUAAAGCUCAGUCACACAAACUCUUAAAAUGUAAAAAUAUCCCAGCAAAAUCUAUUUAUUUCAAUGGAAUCGGUGCAAUCAGAGUAUUCCCUCAUAAGGAUUGCUGCACCAUUCACUUUUAUUUACCUCUCCUCUGAUAGAGCAUAAACAGAGUUAACAAACCUUUUUUUUUACAAUAACUCUAUUCAAUGAAAUGACUUACAAUCCAAAAGACAAAAUGUCAGGGGGAACAUACAGCACAGUGCAGAGAAAGAGAGGGCAGUCAACACCAUGAAUGAUAGCUGGAAUGGAAAUGCUGUAUGUUGUGCAGAGAAAGGAAAAGUAAAGCAGAAGGGUUUGGGUUCACUAAAUACUUCAAAGACGGGAGAAAUUAGGAGAAUCAAUCCAGAUACGGUUACUAAAGUUGGCGUCUGUUGUCGUUUGGAGAGGAUUGGAUAUCGAGAACCGGUGCCAUCUUGGAAUUGUUUAAAAAAUCAUGAUUCCAAUGAAAUCUUUUUUUCAUUAUUGGAAUCAUUCGGAAAAUUUGGUUUAGAAUACGAUUCAGGGUUCCAAAUUUAACACGGGCAAGUUCUGAUUUCAGUAGAAACCACCGUACUUCCUGGCGUUUGUUGCGUUGCAGCCAUGGAGCACAGUAAACGGCGCUCUAGUGGGUAUUUUACAUUGAAAACGCCCGGUGGAACUGUAAAUCAACAUUGAAUCUACACAUUGUUUCGAGAGAACUGGCAUUGAAAGGAAGAAUCGGAAUUGUUAAAAUCCAAACGAUGCCCAACCCUACUUUCAGAUGAGUCAACAUCAAUGUGACGGUUGGUAUCCUGACUAUCAUCGAAGAGGACAUCAGUCCAUUCUUUGAGUGGAUGUCAGUGUUUCUAUAGUUUAUCAAAUCGCUCCAAAAGGGGACCCGACGAUAUUGUUCGCCGCUGCCGUUGUCGUCAAUGAUAGUUGUGUCAUGGGCUCUGCCGUCCACUUGAGUUUGAACGAUUAAAAAAAAAAAAAAAAAAGGAUACAUUUUUAGAUUGCUCUUGGUGUGGACGGCCCUUUGUUGUUACCAGCAAGCGCUAGUAUAUUCUCAGCUAGCUUGCGAGUUAGCAGUUAGCUCACCAAGUGUCUAGAACCAAAUACUUAAAUAUUUGGCCUUAACACUUUCAGGUGUGAAAUGUCCUUUAAAGGUGAAGUCAGUUUUACUUGGAUCAAUGGAUAUGUGGGAUGAGAAGAAUGUUUGACUUCUAGUCUUCCUUUUAAAACCUGCUGAGAAAAAACUU